Molecule: messenger RNA, 528 nt
Organism: Nicotiana tabacum (common tobacco)
Lineage: Eukaryota; Viridiplantae; Streptophyta; Magnoliopsida; Solanales; Solanaceae
Source: RefSeq, a predicted model, not a curated record
AUGGCUAACAAUCAGAAUAUUAGACCUGCUGGAGCUCUCACAAGUGAUAUAGAGAAAAAUCCUAAAGUCAAUGCAGUGACGUUGAGAAAUGGGAGAGAGUUGGUACAAGUGCCUAAGAAGAAAAAGGAGCAGUCUGGGCUUGAAGAAGAAAGAGUGCCAAAACCUGUAGAGAUACACUUGAACAUCCUUUUGGUGGACAUGCUCCGUGAGGUACCAAAAUAUACAAAAUAUAUUAAGGAUAUAGUGGCAAAUAAAAGGAGGUUAACUGAGUUUGAGACCAUUGCACUUACUGAGGAGUGCACUUCCAGGAUUCAACAUAAGCUUCCACAAAAGCUUAAGGAUCCGGGUAGUUUUAUCAUCCCCGUGAGGAUUGGUGAAAUUAAUGUGGGUAGAGCCUUGUGUGAUUUGGGUGCAAGUAUCAAUAUGAUGUUUUUGUCAGUGUUCAAACAAUUGGGCUUAGAAGUUCUGAUACCCACCACAGUGAUUCUACAGUUAGCUGAUAGAUCAUAUGUUUAUCCUGGGGGGUAA